Molecule: messenger RNA, 1767 nt
Organism: Durusdinium trenchii
Lineage: Eukaryota; Dinophyceae; Suessiales; Symbiodiniaceae
Source: the annotation of a GenBank genome assembly
AGUUUUUGAGCUCAUGCUGGCCAGAAGCUAGGAGCCGCACCAAUGGGAAACCAGUUGGGAAACCGUUUUGGCCAGAUUGAUGAUGGAGAAGAAUCGCAGACAUCAUCUGAUGGAGAAGAAUCGCAGACGUCAUCUGAUCCUGAACAAGACGAGCGGGAACUAGGUCAACCAACGGAUCCCGGUUUCGACCCAAUUCCAAAUGAGCAUGAAGAGCUGCCGGAGCAACCUCAUCCAACUCUGCCACCUGAUCAAACUCCGACGGGGGGUUAUAGAUAUGCUGUCAUCAGGAUGGAUUUUGACGAUGAUGUUUCAGGCGACGAACAGCCAGGCGACGAGGACAAGACAUACGACCUGGACUGGUGCGUGGACAACACCACUGUCAAAAUUAAGGAGGUCAAUGAAGACGAAGCCGUCCAGGUCCCGAAGGACGUGGGCAACUGCUUGAAAGACAACUGGAGGGGUGAAGUUGAAGACAUCAAGGCAGAAAAUAGACAGCUCAAGACAGAGCUGGAGGAAUCGCAGCAAAAACUGAAGGAUUUGCAGCUGAAGGUCGAAGAGCUGACAGCUUUAAACUCUGCUUUAGAGGCAAAAGAGCUGACAGCAUCCUGUUCAGAUUUGGAGGCAGAAAAUAGACAGCUCAAGACAGAGCUGGAGGAAUCGCAGCAAAAACUGAAGGAUUUGCAGCUGAAGGUCGAAGAGCUGACAGCUUCAUACUCCGCUUUAGAGGUGGAAGAGGCAGCAGCCACACGCAUCCAAGCGACUUUUCGCAGAUUUGCAGCGCGGCGACGUUCAGCAGCCAGUAGCUCGAGGGUGGCAUCCAGGCACUUCGAGCUUGGAGAGGUGCACAUCAACAUGUACACAGCGAAAGCUGGGAUACAACCACAGGUGGAGGAGGUGAAGGAUGUGGGCUCUUUGAAUAUCAAUCCAACAGUGACGCGCAGAAGCCCCGUGUUCAAGCUCACACCGCCAGCUACUAGGCUGCUUCUUCAAACGAAGAAGCAAGUCAACAUGGCGUAUGGACGGAAGGACGAUGGCGAUGAGUGGCAUCAAAUCCAACCAGCACACUGCCAUACCACAUACAUAGAAUUCUCAGGUUUGGAAGACUUCUCCCUGUUCUUUCUCGCCUACAUCAAGAAGCCAUUGGCUAUUUGCGACGGUCCGAGUCAUGAGCCCGAUGAAACUGAGCAGAGAAAGCAUUUGAUGCUAUCGGGGAGGUUCAACGAUCUCGAAAAUGUGAGGUUCAUGAAAGAGAUCAAGGAGGGGCUUGCAGGGCUUGGCGUUCCAGUGUUUAUGGUAGAUGCAGGGUCUGGAAACAGGUUCGGAAAUCCGACCAUUGAAGGAUUGUACGGUGCCAAAAUGUUGGCCGCGAUUUGUACUGAGAGUUAUGGACAAUUUACUGGCUGCGGUUUUGAGACAUUUGAGGAGCUUCGAUACGCUCACAUGAAACGAGUGAAAAUCAUUCCAGUGGUGCGAUGCAAGACCUUUCCGCCACGGAUUCAUGGAGACAAGAUGGGCACAAUGCAAAAUGAUUUCAUUUUUGGAUUGGACCGAGUGCGUAUUAACGCAACUGAGAUGACGGCAUUCGAAAUAGCUGUUGAACUUCAAAGAGCAUGGAGGCGAGAUAAUGAUUGACCUUCACAGUGAUCGGGCACGCAGAUUAAUGUGCACCUUUGGCACGUUUCACAGCAAUUAGGCUUCGUUUUCCUCUUUUAGGUUGCACCACGCAUGCAGAAAGGCAUAGGUGUGUUUUCUCAUGAGCACCCCCAC